CCAUUCCUUCUUCAGAAUGCCAGAGGGCCCAGAGCUGCACCUGGCCAGCCACUUUGUAAAUGAGACAUGUAAGGGGCUGGUAUUUGGCGGGUGUGUAGAGAAGUCCUCUGUCAGCCGCAACCCUGAGGUGCCCUUUGAGAGCAGUGCCUACCACAUCUCAGCCUUAGCCCGAGGCAAGGAGCUUCGCCUGACCUUGAGUCCCCUGCCUGGUGCCCAGCCUCCUCAGAAGCCACUGUCCCUUGUCUUCCGCUUUGGUAUGACUGGAUCCUUCCAGCUGGCACCUGCAGAUGCAUUGCCGCUCCAUGCCCAUCUACGUUUUUACACGGCCCCACCUGCCCCGAGGCUUGCCCUUUGCUUCGUGGACAUCCGCCGAUUUGGACACUGGGACCCUGGGGGUGAAUGGCAGCCAGGCCGUGGACCCUGUGUCUUGCUGGAGUAUGAACGGUUCAGGGACAACGUACUUCGGAACCUAUCAGACAAAGCCUUUGACCGGCCCAUCUGCGAAGCCUUGUUGGACCAGAGAUUCUUCAAUGGCAUUGGCAACUAUCUGCGGGCAGAGAUCUUGUACCGGUCAGCAGGAAGGCUGCUGAAGAUGCCCCCUUUUGAGAAGGCCCGUACAGUUCUAGAGUCCCUGCAACAGUGCCGGCCGAACCCAGAGCUGACCCUGAGCCAGAAGAUCAAGGCCAAACUUCAGAACCCAGACCUGCUGGAACUGUGUCACUUGGUGCCAAAGGAAGUGGUUCAGCUGGGGGGCAAAGGCUAUGGACCAGAGCGUGGAGAAGAGGAUUUUGCUGCCUUUCGAGCUUGGCUGCGGUGCUAUGGCAUGCCAGGCAUGAGUUCCCUGCGAGACCGGCAUGGUCGUACCAUCUGGUUCCAGGGUGAUCCCGGGCCCUUGGCACCCAAAGGGGGCAGAUCCCGGAAGAGGAAACCAAAGGGGACACAGCUGGGGCCUGAGGACAGAAAAGAGGACCUUCUGCUUUCAAGGAAGUCCAUUUCCAGGACGCGGAGGCCCAAGAAACACCCUAAGACUAUAGCUCAACAGUCUGCAGGGACCAGCCUCCAACAAAACCAGGGAACCCCUACACCCCCCAAGAAAGGAAAGAGAGGGGGGCGACCGGCCACCACAGGUCACCGCAGACCCCCAAAGAGUAAGGCCAAUACCCAAUCCAGGGAGACUGGGGGAACUUCAGCCUCAUAGAUGGAGGUUUCCUUGCUUGGAUUCUCUUCCCUGCUGCCUUGCUAUGAAUCUAGGGCAUGUCUGAAUCCCUGGAAGCAAUGUGCCCUAGCCCCCGUGACUUUUCCUAUACAACUGUUUUUUGAAGCAGGGUCUCAAGGCUGGCCUUGAGCACAUGUGUACCUAAGGAUGACAAUGAACUCCUGAUUGACCUUCCU
Messenger RNA from Phodopus roborovskii (desert hamster), 1392 nucleotides. RefSeq names its product nei like DNA glycosylase 1 (gene Neil1). The record is from RefSeq and is a predicted model, not a curated record. Gene Ontology annotation, cellular component: nucleus. The coding region runs from base 17 to 1198 and encodes 393 amino acids. The transcript has 9 exons. Gene Ontology annotation, biological process: base-excision repair. Lineage: Eukaryota; Metazoa; Chordata; Mammalia; Rodentia; Cricetidae. Gene Ontology annotation, molecular function: DNA-(apurinic or apyrimidinic site) endonuclease activity; damaged DNA binding; DNA N-glycosylase activity.